GCCAAAGCGAACUUCGAACGUUCUACGCCACUAAAGCGAACCGUUGAUGGUGGGGAUCCACUUUGAUGACUUCUGCCACUUCAACUGACUUUUGGUUGCACUUGACGAUAGCUUUUCCAUCUAGCGGAUCUUGCUGCCAGCCAUUUUCUCUACCUACUUGGGAUACACGCUUCCUCGAGAUCAGGGCAAGAAGAUACCUAUUAAAUCGUAUCAAAGGGUUACAAAAGCGCCUUUAGCUACGGUCAAUUCAGCAGCAAAAUCUCCAUCAUGGAUUCCAUGAGGAGCCUAAACACAUCCCUCCCUCAGCCUUCGUCACCUCGUCCACAGGCUCUACACCCGACCGAGGAUCUACUGCAAGCUUUUAAAUCGGCUGCCCUUUCGGUCACCAAUCUCUACAAAACCGCUGCCGGAGACCAAGCCCAUGCUCGUCAAGAAGGUUAUCAAGAUGCACUAGAUGAUCUAUUGUCAUUUCUGGAUAAGGAGAAUCUGGGACUCGGUGAUGGUGAAGGUUGGAGAGUUCGACAGUGGGCCACUGAACGGCUGGAUGGCAGUCGGCCGCAAGCCGGGGUGGACAGUGAUGACGAGCGAGAGACCGACAAGCCAGUGAGGACAUCCUCUCCGGCAGUACAACGCAUGUCGGGUCGGAAUGUUUCGAACCAAGAACAGACGACUUCAGAACCUCCGCUGCGGACGGAGUCAGCACCGCCAUCUACUACCAAUGCAACCCAUGAAACUCAGUCCGAAGCGCAAAGAAACUUCGAAAUGUUUACAUUUCGAUCGGGUCAUCCUUACCCCGAAGAGAUCAUUAUGGAUGGCUCGCAGGACUCUACUGAGACUUCUGAGGACAAAACCGAUGAGGCUACUGCUCAGCAGACCUCGGCACCUUCAUUUACGCUCGAAGUCCUUCCACGCCACAAUCGGCCGGUGACGAGAUUUGGGGCACAUGGUUCCCGCAGCGCAACGAGGCCCCCGGGUUCAUCGACCGGUCUAGGAAGCGGUGCCGGCUCCAAACGGAGACUUCCCUUCGGUGAAUUCUUCGACAUUAGCAGCGUCACAAGCGGAAAGGAGGGAAUCGGGAGCAGUAAGAGAGGUCGAUUCAUAUAAUACGGCAUCAUUGCAUUUCUUUGUACAUUUCUUUUUCGGAUUGUUUAGAUGCUCGACGAGGGCCACUGAGCAUUUACGGAGUCUUUCAGCAUUUCAGGGUCUGGUAUAGCUGCUUUUCUUUUCCUAUAUCAUCUGUUCUCAUUGCAUUAUGGAUCAUAUCAUAACCCACCAUAUUAGAGGAGGCGGACAGCUUUAUAACGAUGAGAGGGUCUAGUCUUCGCUGACUGUAUCUUUAUGGGAAUCGUCUGAAGCAUUUCCUUUUCCUUCCGAGAUCCGUAUAUUUAGUCAUCUGCUCUACUUUUUGGAGAGCGGCACAUUUCGCUUCUACCAACACCUUAACAUUAGAUAUAGCUUGAUACCUUUCGUAUGCCGAA
This is a messenger RNA of Xylona heveae TC161, 1478 nucleotides long. RefSeq lists its product as hypothetical. Lineage: Eukaryota; Fungi; Ascomycota; Xylonomycetes; Xylonales; Xylonaceae. Bases 268 to 1104 code for a protein of 278 amino acids. The transcript is spliced from 2 exons. The record is from RefSeq and is a predicted model, not a curated record.